AUGGCUUCAGACAAUGGCCUCACCCUGACUGUGGUGGGAUGCGGUACCAUGGGUAUCGCCAUCCUAGGCGGCAUCAUGGAUUCACUCAACUCAUCCUCGCAAUCCUCCGAACAAGAACAAAACCUACCACCUCGUCUACCCAACCGUUUCAAUGCCACAUGCCGCAGCGAUCGCAGUGCUUCUCGCAUCAAGAAUGAGCUAGGGAAAUACAACGCCAACUUGAAUGUCAUCCAAUCAGACAAUGUGCGCGCAAUGAAGGAGGCAGAUGUGGUCUUGCUGGCCUGCAAGCCCUUCUACGUCAAGGAUGUCCUGCAAGCUGAUGGCGUACGCGAAGCUCUCGAGGGAAAACUGCUCAUCAGUAUUCUGGCUGGUGUUCCUGAAGCACAAUUGGAAGACUUGCUAUACCCUGGCUUAUCGCACGAGCAAGUACGCGAGAAGAUCACUAUUGUGCGCACCAUGCCCAACACUGCAUCCAAGGUCCGCGAGAGCAUGACAGUCAUCAACCAAUCGACUCCUCCGCUGCCCCAGGACACCAAGAACCUCGUUCACUGGAUGAUGUCGCGAAUUGGCAAGGUUGUCGAGAUUGAGCCCAAGAACAUGGAUGCAUGUACCGCCCUCUGUGGCUCUGGUCCCGCAUUUGCUGCUUUGAUCAUGGAAGCACUUGCAGACGGCGGUGUUGCUAUGGGUAUUCCUAGAGCAGAGGCAAACCUUAUGGCCGCCCAGGUUAUGAGAGGAACUACUGGUCUGGUUCAGGAUGGCGAACACCCUGCUAUCUUGAGGGAGAAGGUGUCGACACCUGGCGGUUGCACUAUUGGCGGUCUUCUCGCACUCGAGGACGGAGCUGUGAGAAGUCAUGUCUCGAGAGCUGUCAGAGAGGCUACUGUUGUUGCUAGCUUGCUCGGCAGUGGAGCAAAGAACGUCAACGGAACCAGACAUUGA
Aureobasidium melanogenum CBS 110374 is the source of this 939-nucleotide messenger RNA. Its product is annotated as pyrroline-5-carboxylate reductase. Gene Ontology annotation, molecular function: pyrroline-5-carboxylate reductase activity. The record is from RefSeq and is a predicted model, not a curated record. Gene Ontology annotation, biological process: L-proline biosynthetic process. Bases 1 to 939 code for a protein of 312 amino acids. The transcript is spliced from 2 exons. NCBI's taxonomy places the organism in Eukaryota, Fungi, Ascomycota, Dothideomycetes, Dothideales, Saccotheciaceae.